This is a messenger RNA of Culex pipiens pallens (northern house mosquito), 1557 nucleotides long. Its product is annotated as trimeric intracellular cation channel type 1B.1. Gene Ontology annotation, biological process: potassium ion transmembrane transport. Bases 247 to 1074 code for a protein of 275 amino acids. Gene Ontology annotation, cellular component: membrane. Lineage: Eukaryota; Metazoa; Arthropoda; Insecta; Diptera; Culicidae. The transcript is spliced from 4 exons. The record is from RefSeq and is a predicted model, not a curated record. Gene Ontology annotation, molecular function: identical protein binding; potassium channel activity.
ACAGCGGGGCAAGAUCUGAAAAAUACAAUUUAGUCUAAACGAAAGUAAAGAAGUGGCAGAGUCUGUGAAUUAUUAGCUGAAAAAGUGUGUGACACAUUGUGACAAAUUUAGAUCAACUGAGCGAGUGAGGAAGGCAAAAAGCGCAAAGGUCUUGCAGUUGCCGAAUAGUUCCUGCGCCGCGAACGACAGCAGCAACGCCUUCCAGCAACUGAUCCCGAGCCGACGACGACCACCACAUCCGCCACCAUGGAUCCGGAAGCAUUCCUCGAUAUCGCCAACCAGGUGAUAAAGCUCAAGAUGUUCCCGUACUUUGACAUCGCGCACAGCUUGCUGUGCGCGCUGUCGGUCAAGGAGGAUCUGGGCGCGGGGGCGCAGGCCUUCUCCCGGAAGCACCCGCUCGCCUGCUGGCUGUCGACGAUGCUGGUCGUGUUCGCCGGAGGCAUGGUCGCCAACGGGCUGCUCGGCGAGCCCAUCCUGGCCCCGCUCAAGAACACCCCCCAGCUGCUGGUGGCCACCGCUUGCUGGUACAUCGUGUUCUACACUCCGUUCGACAUUGGCUACAAGGUCGCCAAGUUCCUGCCGGUGAAAGUUGUUGCCAGUGCCAUGAAGGAGAUCUACCGCGCCAAGAAGAUUCACGACGGUGUGACGCACGCCGCCAAGCUGUACCCGAACGCCUUCAUCAUCAUGAUCAUCAUCGGUACGCUCAAGGGUAACGGAGCCGGCUUCACCAAGCUGCUGGAACGACUGAUCCGCGGCGUCUGGACCCCGACCGCCAUGGAGUUCCUGCAGCCAAGCUUCUACACCAAGGCCUCGCUGAUCGCGUCCAUCAUCUUCGUGCUGGACAAGAAGACCGACCUGAUCUCGGCGCCGCACGCCCUCGUCUACUUUGGCAUCGUCAUCUUCCUGGUGUACUUCAAGCUGUCGUCGAUCCUGCUCGGCAUCCACGAUCCGUUCGUGCCGUUCGAGAACCUGAGCUGCGCGCUCUUCUUCGGCGGCAUCUGGGACAGCCUGGCGAAGAUCCUCGGCCGCGGCCAGGCCAAGGAGGAGUCCAAGGACGCCAAAAAGUCCAACUAAGGCCCUGGUGGCAACGCAGCGUUGGCAGCAACAAAUCAAGACGACUUUUUUUUACCUUUUUGUAUAGUUUUAAGUUCCUUUAGUUGCGAGAUUACCUGUUUUUAUGAUUUUCGUACACAACAAACUCACAGAUCGGUGCAAUUUCGACGGUCUUAGAAUAUAAGGCACGAACUAGAGAACAAACGCCCAUUCUAGUCAAAUGGUACCAAAAUUUGCGAUAAAUUAGAUGAGAAAUGGACUUGAGACUCGCGACAGACAGACAGAGCAGACCGAAAGGGCGUCAACUUUAUCAUUCUCGAAAAAUGAGAACCCGAUUCCGGCUCAGCAAUUCACUGAUGCCAUCCGAGAAAUCGCGUCGAAAGCACGGUCCGAUCACAGUGGGUGAGAUUGGGCUGUCCUUUCGCGCGUUGAUUGACCAGACUCGACAGUUAUACUUUAGUUUGAGGCUGGAAUUGGGCGAAAUAUACAAGUGAUUCGAACAAA